Westerdykella ornata is the source of this 651-nucleotide messenger RNA. RefSeq lists its product as uncharacterized. NCBI's taxonomy places the organism in Eukaryota, Fungi, Ascomycota, Dothideomycetes, Pleosporales, Sporormiaceae. The record is from RefSeq and is a predicted model, not a curated record. Bases 1 to 651 code for a protein of 216 amino acids. The transcript is spliced from 2 exons.
AUGGCGGAACCGCAACCCCCACCUCCCUCCACCCACACCACCGAAGAACCAUCCAAGGCGGAAGAACCCCAAACGGCAGGACAAGACAUUGAAAUGCCGGAUGCCACUUCCUCUUCCUCUUCAGCGGUACGCCGCCCCUCUCUUCUCUUCCUCUCUCACGUCGCAAUCCCUGUAACACGGCGUUCCCAGCAGCAACAACAAACCUUCUCCUCCUCCGAACAACCACCUCAGCAGCAAACACAGCAACAACCGCCGCAAGAACAGCCGCAACAACAACAACAACAACCGACCACCAUAUCCGCUACAAAUACCAUUACCAACGGGACCUCUCAUCCUCCUGCUCCUACCGCUGCUCCAGCACCUGCGCCCACGCCAAUGCCUCCUCAACCCCUAGCACACACACCCAGCCACACGCCUUCGCGUAACUCGCCGCAUCCCUCUGCGACCGCGCCCGCGCAUCCCACUGCGACCGCGCCCGCGCAUCCCAUACCGCAUGGAGCACCGACGAGAGUGUAUUUGAAUCAGAAGGUUACGCCGACGCUGUUGGAGGCCAUGAAGCAUUUGGUUACGAUUGAGCCCGAGAAACCGCUGAAGUGGCUGAGUGAGUAUCUGGCGCAGAAAAGUAGGGAGUUGGAGGGGGAGGGGCCGUGA